UAUUUUUCCUUAUUUUUUUCUAAACAAACAUGAGAAGUUUCACCACAUUCUUUCUCUUUUGUCUCUCCACUUCAAUCACUUUCUUUUCAAAACCUUCAACUUCUGUUUCUAAUACCUUAACAACAUCUCAAUUCCUUAGUAUCAACCAAACCUUGUUCUCCCCAAAAGGAAUUUUCCAACUCACUUUCUUUUCCUACAACAAUUUUUCAUGGUACUUAGGAAUACGUUACAACAUAGACCAUGACAAAACAGUUGUUUGGGUUGCAAACAGAAACACCCCACUUCAAAAUCCAACUGCUUUUCUCAAACUAACAAACACAGGAAACCUUAUUAUCAUCAAUGAAUCCAACAAAACCAUUUGGUCUUCAAAUCAAACCAAUCAAAAUUCCACCUUAAACACAAAUCCAAUUCUUCAGCUUUUAGAUUCUGGAAAUUUGGUUGUAACAACAGAACCAAAUGAAAAUGAUCCAACAAAUUUUCUAUGGCAAAGUUUUGAUUACCCUACAGAUACUUUGUUACCUGGUAUGAAACUUGGUUGGAACUUCGACACGAACACAGAAACACACAUAAAUUCAUGGAAACAAACAGAUCAAGACCCUUCAAUUGGUGAUAUAUCUUUCAAGAUGGAUUAUCAUGGUGUUCCAGAAAUUUUUCUUUGGAACAAAAAUAGAAGAGUUUAUAGAAGUGGACCAUGGAAUGGUAAAAGAUUCAGUGGUGUACCAGAGAUGCAACCAGUUACAGAUUCAAUUCAGUUCAGUUUUGUUGAGAAUGAACAUGAAGUUUACUAUUCGUUUUCUAUUGGGAAAGAAUCAUUGUUUUCAAGACUAAGUGUGAAUUCAUUAGGUGAACUUCAAAGGCUAACAUGGAUAAAUAGUAGAAAUAUUUGGACAAAAUUUUGGUAUGCACCAAAAGACCAAUGUGAUAAUUACAAAGAGUGUGGUCCAUUUGGUGUGUGUGACACAAAUGCUUCACCUGUUUGUAAUUGUAUUAAAGGGUUUCGACCAAAGAAUCAUCAAGCAUGGAAUUUGAGAGAUGGAUCUGAUGGAUGUUUGAGGAAUAAUGAGUUGGAUUGUGAGAGUGAUAAGUUUUUGCAUAUGGUGAAUGUGAAGUUACCAGAGACAAGUAGUGUUUUUGUGAAUAGGAGUAUGAGUUUGGUUGAAUGUGGUGAUUUGUGUAAAAGGAAUUGUUCUUGUACUGGUUAUGCAAAUAUUGAGAUUGUUGAUGGUGGAAUUGGUUGUGUUAUGUGGCUUGAUGAACUUAUUGAUAUUAGAAUUUAUCCUGCUGGUGGUCAAGAUCUCUUUGUCAGAUUAGCAGCUUCUGAUGUAGGUGAUGAUGGGGUAGGAGGAAGUUCUGAUCACAAGAUUGCUAGGGCUAUAGGCAUUAUGGUUGGUGGUGCAACUAUUAUAUUUUUGGUAUUAGGAACAUGUUACUUGUGGAGGAAGAAAAAAUUGCAAUGUCUAUUGAAAGGGAAGAGGGAGAAAAGAGGUUCAUUGGAAAGAAGUCAAGAUUUGCUUAUGACUGAGGGGGUGUAUACAAGUAAUAGAGAACAGACAAGUGAAAAGAACAUGGAUGACCUUGAAUUGCCAUUCUUUGAUUUUAAUACCAUUACAAUGGCUACUAACAAUUUCUCUGAAGAAAAUAAACUUGGACAAGGAGGCUUUGGUAUUGUUUAUAAAGGUAGGUUGAUUGAAGGUCAGGAGAUUGCAGUGAAGAGAUUAUCAAAAAAUUCCGGUCAAGGCGUUGAUGAAUUCAAGAAUGAGGUCAGGUUGAUUGUCAAGCUUCAACAUCGAAAUCUUGUUCGGUUACUUGGUUGCAGCUUUCAGAUGGAUGAGAAGAUGCUAGUGUAUGAGUACAUGGAAAAUAGAAGCCUUGAUGCCAUUUUAUUUGACAAAGCUAAAAGAUUUUCGCUAGAUUGGCAAACACGCUUCAACAUUAUAAGCGGAAUAGCUAGAGGACUUCUGUAUCUUCACCAAGAUUCUAGAUUUAGGAUCAUCCAUAGAGAUCUUAAGGCAAGCAACAUUCUACUUGAUGGAGAGAUGAAUCCAAAGAUAUCAGACUUCGGGAUGGCAAGAAUAUUUGGCACGGAUCAGACAGAGGCAAAUACAGUUAGAGUUGUUGGAACAUAUGGCUAUAUGUCUCCAGAGUAUGCUAUGGAUGGAAUCUUCUCAGUGAAAUCUGAUGUUUUCAGUUUUGGUGUUCUUGUGAUGGAAAUCAUAAGUGGAAAAAAGAACCGAGGUUUCUAUUCUGCAAACAAAGAAUUAAAUCUUCUUGGUCAUAGUUGGAAGUUGUGGAAUGAAGGAAAUGCUUUGGAGCUGAUUGACUCUUCUAUUGUUAAUUCAUAUUCACCAGCUGAGGUUUUUAGAUGCAUACAAGUUGGGCUAUUAUGCGUACAAGAGCGAGCAGAAGAUAGGCCAACAAUGUCUUCAGUGGUGUUGAUGUUGAGUAGUGAAACAGCAACAAUAGCCCAGCCUAAAAACCCUGGGUUUUGCCUAGGAAGCAAUCCUGUGGAAACUGAUUCAUCCUCAAGUAAACAAGAUGAAUCUUGCACUGUGAACCAAGUUACUGUCACAAUGGUAGAUGGUAGAUAGUGGAAGGCAGGGUCAAUGAACUUGUGAUUCAUAGGAUAGGAUUGGUAGUGAUAUUUGCUUACAUAGAAAAGCAAUUUACUUGGCUUUCAAUUUUUAUUUUUUUUUGGGUAAAAUUUAAAGGAAAAAGUAUUGAUUCAUUACAAACCCAAAAGGUGGCUUAAUAUAAUUUUUUUUAUAUAUCAAA
Medicago truncatula (barrel medic) is the source of this 2772-nucleotide messenger RNA. Its product is annotated as receptor-like serine/threonine-protein kinase SD1-8. The coding region runs from base 30 to 2588 and encodes 852 amino acids. Gene Ontology annotation, molecular function: protein serine/threonine kinase activity; ATP binding. Gene Ontology annotation, cellular component: plasma membrane. Gene Ontology annotation, biological process: protein phosphorylation; recognition of pollen. The transcript is spliced from 7 exons. Lineage: Eukaryota; Viridiplantae; Streptophyta; Magnoliopsida; Fabales; Fabaceae. The record is from RefSeq and is a predicted model, not a curated record.